Messenger RNA from Acanthopagrus latus (yellowfin seabream), 7019 nucleotides. Its product is annotated as solute carrier organic anion transporter family member 5A1. Lineage: Eukaryota; Metazoa; Chordata; Actinopteri; Spariformes; Sparidae. The record is from RefSeq and is a predicted model, not a curated record. Gene Ontology annotation, biological process: sodium-independent organic anion transport; transmembrane transport. Bases 857 to 3457 code for a protein of 866 amino acids. Gene Ontology annotation, cellular component: membrane. Gene Ontology annotation, molecular function: protein binding. The transcript is spliced from 10 exons.
AGUUUUAAACAAGGUUUGUGGCACGUCUGCGUGUUUGGUGUAAAUUACCAACAAAGGCGACCAAUACGCUUUUAUCGAUAAUUGUUUUAACUGUUCGGAGCUCAAAUAACAAAGAGCUGCUUCAAGUCAUGGGCGUAAAUUGAGUUCGUGCAGGGAAACUUUCAUCGAUGAGUACAUUUAUAGAUCAAAACCCGUCGUGUGAUCAUCAGUCGUAUCACUUAUUUAGUCUUAAAAAUCGAAACGUGUACAUUCAGCGCCUUUUCCCACUUUUUUGUCGCUCCUAAAGGUUAAUGUGAUCUCCGACGGUCAUUGAAGGCAGCACCUGCCCACCAGCAGCAGCAGCAGCCAUCCGCAUCAAACAGAUUUCAUUCAGUGAGUGGCCGCUCCGUGGAGAACAACAGGCUACCUCCCCUCUGUCCUGUGUAUGCUGCACAGCUAUGGGACAAAGGAAACAAAAAAAGCCCUUAUGAAUCAAGGAUGCUUUCUAACAAAGAGCCAUAAAAUAUAAAAUAUAAACGUGGGAUCCUUAAUUUGGACAGCAUUUUACAAAAAAAGCAGCACCUUUUGUUAAUGGUUAGUGUUUAAUUUUAAAUCUCAUCUAUUUAUUGUGAACGACUCAAGUGUUAAGUUAAAGAAGGUGAUGUUCUUCGGUUUUCAUUCAUGAGUAUCGAUAGUGACUAGUAGGUGGAGUUUGCCACUAUGUGGAAUAAAACAAGCACAUAACUAGAGGGGUUCAGUCCGCCCCCGGUCCUACUGGCAGGGCAGAGUCUUCUCUUCAGCUCCACUGUGUCCUCAUGUGGCACCAGCUACUGGCUGACUGACCCGGGCCGUUGGAAGCUACAUCUCCAGCUGUGCCAUGACUUCAUCAGACAAUGACGAAACAGGGAGCGACCUGUCUGAGUCUCUGGAGAUCCGUGAGCUCCAGGACCAGUACAUGGAUCCAGAAAACUGCUUCAAGUCCAAAAGCCUACCCAUCCUGAAUGGACCCUGUCGGCAGGAUCGAAAGGCUGUGGAGAGUCCGCUGGUCAACACCACCCACACCUGUGUGGCAGUGCAGGAUAGCAGUGACCUCCGGCCUAAAACCCCAGACUCCAGCCAGGCAGAGUCCCCCUCCUCCAGGACAGACUUCUCCCCCUCCGCCUCCAGCAUGGUGGGGCUGAGCAGCUCUUUACCCGUGGACGGUCACAGGGUCGCUGGCGCUGGGGGUAAAAAACUUGGUUUCUCUCUCACCCGCCUUAUCCGCAUCCCAGCCAGGAAGUAUGUGCGGGUCAUCCUUAGGGACUCUCGCUGCUUCCUGUUCUGCAUGUGCUACCUGACCUUCAUUCAGUCCCUGAUGGUUUCAGGCUACCUGAGCAGCGUCAUCACCACAAUCGAGAAGCGUUACAGCCUGCGCAGCUCUGAGUCCGGCCUGCUGGUCAGCUGCUUCGACAUCGGCAGCUUGCUGGUGGUGGUCUUCAUCUCAUACUUUGGCGGCAGAGGUCAGAGGCCACGCUGGCUUGCCGUGGGUGGUGUGGUCAUCGCCAUAGGGGCAGCGUUGUUUUCCCUGCCGCACUUCAUCUCACCACCCUACCAGAUCCAGGAGAUGAACUCAUCUACGGGCCGCGAAGGCCUCUGUCAGAGUGGCAACGGCAGCGGGCGCGACCCGCUUGAUGUGGCAUCGUGCCCUCGUGACCAGGAGGGCAACGAACACAACCUGUAUGUGACUUUGUUCAUCUGCGCCCAGAUACUGGUAGGCAUGGGGUCAACGCCGAUCUACACCUUGGGGCCCACCUAUCUUGAUGAUAAUGUGAAGAAAGAAAAUGCAUCGCUCUACCUGGCCAUUAUGUAUGUGAUGGGAGCCCUGGGACCUGCAGCUGGCUACCUGCUGGGAGGUGUCCUCAUCGGCUUCUAUGUGGACCCUAAAACUGUCGUCAACAUUGACCAGAGUGACCCUCGCUUUGUUGGCAACUGGUGGAGCGGCUUCCUCUUGUGCGCUAUAGCCAUGCUCCUGGUCAUCUUCCCCAUGUUUGCCUUCCCCAAAAAGCUGCCUCCACGCCACAAGAAGAGGAAGAAGAAAAAGAUCACCUCACCCGGCGAUGUCUCCAGCGACGACGAAGUGAUGAAGGAGAAGUCCAGUAGCAAAGGCCAGAACGUCUCCUCCUCCAUGGGCUUUGGAAAGGACAUCAAAGACCUCCCCAAGGCGGCUCUGAGGAUCCUCAGCAACAUGACCUUCCUGUUUGUCAGCCUGUCCUACACGGCAGAGUGUGCCAUUGUCACCGCCUUCAUCACCUUCAUUCCCAAGUUUAUUGAGUCACAGUUUGGUAUCCCUGCCUCCAAUGCCAGCAUAUACACUGGUGUGAUCAUCGUACCAAGCGCCGGUGUAGGCAUCGUGCUGGGGGGCUACAUCAUCAAGAAGCUGAAGCUCGGUGCCAGAGAGUCAGCCAAGCUGGCAAUGAUCUGCAGCGGGGUGUCUCUGCUCUGCUUCUCCACGCUCUUCAUCGUGGGCUGCGAGAGCAUCAAUUUAGGAGGCAUCAACAUACCCUACACCACUGGUCCGACUCUGACGAUGACCCACAGGAACCUGACGGGCAGUUGCAACGUGAACUGUGGCUGCAGGAUCCACGAGUACGCUCCGGUCUGCGGCUCCGACGGCAUCACCUACUUCAACCCCUGCCUGGCCGGGUGCAGCACUGUGGGCAAUGACAGCACCGGGAUUAGGAACUACACUGACUGCGGCUGCGUGCAGAGCAGGCAGGUCAUCACCCCGUCCUCCGGCGGCCAGGUCAACCAGCUCCAGCUGGUCAUCGUUAAAACCUACCUGAAUGAGAACGGCUACGCCGUGUCGGGGAAGUGCGACCGCACCUGCAACACCCUCAUCCCGUUCCUCAUCUUCCUCUUCAUCGUGACGCUCAUCACCGCCUGUGCCCAGCCCUCCGCCAUCAUCGUCACACUCAGGUCUGUUGAUGAACAGGAGAGGCCUUUUGCUCUCGGGAUGCAGUUCGUCUUGCUCCGAACUCUUGCCUACAUCCCCACGCCCAUCUACUUCGGUGCUGUGAUCGACACCACCUGCAUGCUGUGGCAGCAGGACUGCGGCGUGCACGGCUCCUGCUGGGAGUACGACGUCACCUCGUUCCGCUUCGUGUACUUCGGCCUGGCCGCCAGCCUCAAGUUCGUUGGCUUCAUCUUCAUCUUCCUCACCUGGUACUCGAUCAAGCACAAGGAGCAGCGAGACGAGCGCUGGCGCCAGCACCUGCCUCCGCUGGGCACCGUCAGCGAGCUCAUCUGCCACGCCGGAGGCCAGAAGAGCCACGCACGCACCCGCUCCUGCCCCGUGUUCAUCCCGCCGCGGCCUGACCCGCCCGCCGCCCUGCUGCUCAACCGCGGCCACAGCAGCCUCAGCUGCCCUGGCAAUGCCCUCAAAGCAAUAACCCCGCCCAUCUUGUUGCCGCACCACCACAGAGGCUCCGCCCAUGUCUGAGAGCGCUCCGAGCCUUGAGGCUUCAUCGUGACAUGUGCCUUCCUGUUUGUGUGUCUGCAUUACACCAACGGGACACCAGGCGGGGCUCCACAGCUGCUGCAGGACUGACACAGGUGCGCCCACCAUACCUAAAGGGCUGCUCAUUGUUGUCUCCAGCGACGGGAGACUGACAGAUGUUUUAUUCUGAGCGUAUCAUCAGCUGCAGCCACACACAGCAUCCACGCAAAAGGUCAGACCUCCACGUCAAGGUUGGGCCGAUGUAAAGACAUCACAUGGUGCUACUGUUAAAGGGCAGGGCAUUAAAAUCUCCGUACAGACCGAUGAGUCAUCAUCAACACAGCAUCUAAAGCACAAACCUGUACUAUGCAAGAUCCAAUGUACAGCUUCCUCUGUAUUCUACACCCGUACCUCUUUCUUCUUCUCUGCUCAGUUACCACCACGUUGUCGUCGGUUCAUUUAUUCAUUCAUAAUCCCAUUUCUCCCCACAGUCCGAGCUGUGAACAUAUCAGCGGUCUCUUGUAUUUAAACCACACUGUUCUUCUCGUCCGGUCUUGUUUCAUCUUCACAGUUGACGAAAGUGGGAUUUUCUUUUUUUUUUUUUAAUCCUCUCACCUUUUUGUUUCCUUCCUUUUUCGUAUCAGUGCCUCUCAGGCUGCCUUGGCCAGUCCAGUAUACAGAGCUAGCUACCAGGGUAAAUGCUAGCCACCGAAAAAAGCCAGUCACUGUCUCUCAGCUGAGCGACAAAACUCUUUUUUUUUGCCGUUGGCUUUUGUGUUUGUUGUCACCGAGCUCGAGUGGACAGCGUUUCUCACCUUGGCAAGGUAACCAUGUAGCUUAAAGCUGACGAGCACCAAUGGUACAGCGUUAAGUCUCGUUUCUGAGCGAAUAAUCGAUAACACGUCACACUGCUUUAAUAUUACAGUGUGUAAUGUUGAGCCAAACAGGAGAAAGAAAUAAGAAUGGUAUCUCAUCUCAGACCUUGUGCUGAAGCCACUGUGUGUCCAAAAGAUGUGAUUGUACCGUAAACUGGAAAUAUGAUGGAGAUUCAAGAAACUGUGGCAGAAAUUUGACCCAUUUUUCUUUCUUUCUUUUUUUUUUUUUUACAAAAUAUCCUCAAAGUAAAAUGAUCUGUGUCUAAUCUGUUUUAAAAAACAAAAAAAACAAAAACACAAAUUUAAAAGAUGCAUCAUUUUUGGCUUUGCAUUGUAAUGGCUUCUCCAUUCUAAUGGUCAUCAGAUGUACAUAGUAGUUAUCUAGUAGUCUAGGCUUGAAAAAAUGAAUAAAUAAGUAGUGCGGCAAGCAUGAACCUCCUUUUAUCAGCUAGUCAUCUGACUGAGUGUUCAGUUCUUGGGUGUGUGGGGCCCUCUAGUGGACAAAGAGGUGAUUGUGUGAAGGCCAGUGAAUGUUUGUCAGACCUACUGUACUCUAUCUACUAUGACGUUCUUGGUUAAAAGGUUGAUUAAUAAACUGAGUCACUGCACUGAAGUUAGCUCUCCACGUUUCCCAAAGACUGACCGGAGUGAAACAUGACCUGCGGUCUCGUGUGAUGGAGGCCAGUGUUCUAAAUCAUUCGGUUGGUCUGAUGGUGAACUUGGAACAAAUGGAAACUGUUUGCAUGGGCCUUAACUUUUUUGUUUAACAAUAUUGUUCCUUUACCUCGGGCUCAUGUUAUUGUCUUAAUAGAAUUCACCUGGAAAUCAAAAAUACAUAUUUUCCCUCUCACCUGUUGUUAUUUUGCCAUCCAGAUUAUUUAGAAAGGAGCUGCAGAGUUUUGGAGAUAUCUUACCAUCUCUCGUUCAUGAUCAAACUGAGCACGCGGUGCCAAAAGAAAUUUAAUUUGAAAAACUCAACAGCAGUUUCACGCAGGAACUAUUUUCCUUCCACCAAAGUACAAGUGUGCAUCUGCUCUUGGACAAGAGGGUCAAGCUCACGUUAAUGGCAUCGUCCUAGUUGGCUAGUCUAUGAGAGGAUGCAUGCUUCCUUCUAAGUGCAGACAUUUUGGUGUACUGUAGUUUGGUAGAAAGAAAAAGUUUCUACACGAUGCUGCUCACAAUGUAGUUCCACUUUUUUUUUGUUUUAUCUGUACGGUUGAUGGCUCCAAAAUUCUCCAAAUCCAAAACAAUCUUGAUAAGUUAAUUCCAGGUGACAGUUAUAUUUUUGGGGUUAACUCUCCCUUUAAAGGUGCAAUAUGUAAGAAUUUUAGCAAAUAUUAUCAACAGAAUGUGAAGAAAUAACACGUUUUGACAUAAUGUCUGUAUUGUGUUGCUGAGAUAUCUACUGAUGUUGGCGUGUUAAAGCCCCUGGUGAUCUGAGCGCUCAGUCUGGACCACUAGCUGUAUGGCUAAAUAGCUAAUGGUACAACGGUUAGCUGCUCCUAUUUGUUUUUUGGCCAAUUCUUACAAAUUGCAUCCUUGAGUAUCUUAUGGAUUGACCCUCUUUUAAAUAAGAGACAGUGUUUGCAGAGAAAUAGAACAGGUGCUAAUGCCGCUCUGUUCAAAAACAAAGCUAUGUUCCAUAUUAGUUGUAUUAGGUGGAUAUAAUUAUUCUAAUCUGUGGCACGUUUUGAAAACUGCAUUUUAAAAGUAUUUUUCUUUUCUGAGGAGGUAUAUACUGUAAGUCUAAUAAAGUAAUUGUAUUUUAUAUUUUAAUUUGUUCUACAUACAAGUUUUUUUGGGGGAAAAUAGAGUAUCUGCUGUAGUGAAUCCAUUUGAAAAGUUAACGUUUUUUGGCCAAGAUUCAUCGUAUUCUACCAGGUGAAGUUGAUCGAGUGGUAACAGCAGUGACUAAUUUUUAGUAUUACGUGACUUAGUACCUCAAACAACAUAUUCAUUGAAAGUGAUCAUGUAAAUAUCGUCGAAGCAAAUGAAGCGUAUUAUAGAGCUCACACAUAGUUAGGAGCAUAUUUAUGAACUAACCCAUGACACAGUAGUUGAUAACAAAAAACAUUUAAAGCUACAAAGUAAAAGCGCUGGAUGUGUCUCACGGUGCCUGAACAGUAUUAUUCAUAUGUGAUGUGGGGAGGGAGUCGGGUUAUUACGAUGUUCUUUGUAUUUUUCCUGUAAAGGACGACACAUUGAGUUCUUACAAGCGCUGAAGUAGCAAGAAUGCCCUUCUCUGCAUCUGUAAUGAUUCUCUGGCCUUCCUCUAGUGCACUUCAUCUUAGAAUUAAAUAUUUAUUGUGAAAUUCUAUUCUGAUAAAGUACCAAAUGAACAUGAUUGACAAAAAAAUAAGUGAACCAAUCAAAGCACUGUUUGCAGGGAAGGGUAGAGAAUCACCCAGUAAUGCCACACUGAUCGUUAGAAACAGUUAACACAGGGGUGUCUGUCUUUUCUCCGCUCUUCUGCUGUCCUGAUGUUUGACAGUAGAUUUGCUUUAACACACGUUCCUUUCAUCAGUAUUUGAACUGAAAGAUGUUUUCCUGGACCGAGCAGAAGCUGUAUUCUGAAAGUUGAGCUCUUACCGCUUUUGUUCCUCAGGAGCAGGAGUCCAAUUGUUUGUGAACACUUGGUUUACAAAUGCCUUGAAUACUUGAUAUUUGUCAUUAAAAAAAGCAGAAAAAUC